Stegostoma tigrinum is the source of this 10069-nucleotide messenger RNA. Its product is annotated as zinc finger protein 271-like. Gene Ontology annotation, molecular function: RNA polymerase II cis-regulatory region sequence-specific DNA binding; DNA-binding transcription activator activity, RNA polymerase II-specific. NCBI's taxonomy places the organism in Eukaryota, Metazoa, Chordata, Chondrichthyes, Orectolobiformes, Stegostomatidae. The transcript is spliced from 4 exons. Bases 651 to 3794 code for a protein of 1047 amino acids. The record is from RefSeq and is a predicted model, not a curated record. Gene Ontology annotation, cellular component: nucleus. Gene Ontology annotation, biological process: regulation of transcription by RNA polymerase II; central nervous system development.
ACUGCUCUCUGUGUGUUAUAAUCUAAAUGUAUCUGACUAUCCUGUAGGUAAUCAGGGAUGGAAAUGUCCCUUAUGCUGUAUGAGAAGAUCCAGCUGAGAGAGCUGUUAACUCGGUGCUUUGUGCUGAACUGUUUGACUGGAGCUGUGUGUUGGAUAUUCAGUGUGUUUAUUGGAAGCAUUUCCCUUCUGAUUUCCAGCCUGAGUUUUGUUGACGGAUCAUUCCUGAAUAUGAGAAGAAGGAUUACAUCUACUCCUCCAGAGAAUACAGAGAGGAUAGACACCACAGAUAGAUCCUGAUCAUCAUUCAUGGAAAUGCUGCAAGACAUUCAAUCAUCCAGUUCCUUCACAGUAUUACUUAACACCAAGAAGGUUCGGCAGGGAAACCAUCAUCUGGAAAUCGGUUGGAUUAGGGGAGGUUUGACAUAUGAUCAGAUCUGAAACUGGUCAGUCGUGUGGAACCUUACUUCAGAAUCAACCUUUCUGAAGGUUUGGCUGUGGGUGAUUGGUCAGGGUGAGGUUGGGAAAAAGUGAGUGGCUCCAAGUGUGAUGAAAGCUUCAAUCAUUCAUCAAGUCUCAUGAACCAUUGACUCAUUCCUCGAAGUGAGAGGCUGUUCAAGGUGCUGUACGACUGUUAAUACAAGGAUAGCUUCAUGGAAGAGAAUUCCUUUCAGUGUGAAGUUUGCAACCGAACCUUUGCACAGCCAUCAACACUUGUGAAUCACCGACGCAUUCAUACAGGAGAGAAGCCAUUCAAAUGUGAGUUGUGCAACCAAGCCUUUGCACAGUCAUCGACACUUGUGAAUCACCGACGUAUUCACACGGGAGAGAAGCCAUUCAAGUGUGAGGCGUGCAACCAGACGUUUGCAAAGUCGUCCACACUUGUGAAUCACCGACGCGUCCACACUGGGGAGAGGCCAUUUGCAUGCGAUUUUUGUAAUAAAACAUUCUCGCAGCCAUCAAACCUCCGUGUACACCAACAUAUUCAUACAAAAGAGAAACCAUUUACAUGCAAUGUAUGUGAGAAAUCAUUUUCAAUGUUAGCAAAUCUCCAUGUGCACCAACGCAUUCAUACUGGAGAGAAGCCAUUCACAUGUAAGGUGUGCAUCAAAUCAUUCUUGAAUUCAGUACACCUCCGCGUGCACCAACGCACACACACAGGGGAGAAACCAUUCACAUGUAAGGUUUGUGAGAAAUCAUUCUCACAGUCAUCAAGCCUCCGAGUACAUCAACGUAUUCACACGGGAGAGAAACCAUUUACCUGUCAGGUGUGUGACAAAUCAUUCUCACAGUCAUCACACUUUCUUGUGCACCAACGCAUUCACACAGGGGAGAAACCAUUCACGUGUCAGAUAUGCAGCAAAUCAUUCUGUGACUCAUCGAAACUCCUGCUCCAUCAGAGGAUUCACACAGGGGAGAAACCAUUCACAUGUGAGGUGUGUGAGAAGUCAUUCUCAUCGUCAUCAACACUUCGUGUACACCAACGCAUUCACACAGGGGAGAAACCCUUCACAUGUGACGUAUGCAAAAAAUCAUUCUCAGAUUCAUCAACCCUCUGCAAACACCAACGCACUCACACAGGGGAGAAACCAUUCAAAUGUGAAGUAUGCAACAAAUCAUUUUCGAGGUCAUCAAAGCUCCUGCUUCAUCAGAGAAUCCACACAGGGGAGAAACCCUUCACAUGUGAGGUGUGUGAGAAAUCUUUUUCAGAGUCAUCAAAACUUCUGCUGCAUCAGAGGAUUCAUACAGGGGAGAAACCAUUCAGGUGUGAGGCUUGUGACAAAUCGUUCUCCCAGUCAUCUAUCCUCCGUGUUCACCAACGUAUCCACACAGGGGAGAGACCAUUUGCAUGUGAGAUAUGUGACAAAUCAUUCUCACAGUCCUCAGCCCUCUACACACAUCAAUGCAUUCACACAGGGGAGAAACCAUUCACAUGUGAGGUGUGUGACAAAUCAUUCUCAAGGUCAUCGAACCUCCUGCUCCAUCGGAGGAUCCACACAGGUAAGCUCAUGGAAGAGAAACAAUUCAAGUGUGAAGUCUGCAAACGAGCUUUUGCAAAGUCAUCAACAUUGGUGAAUCAUCGACGCAUUCAUACUGGAGAGAAGCCAUACACAUGUGAGGUUUGUGACAAGGGUUUUGCACAAUUAUCAGCCCUGGUGAAUCACCGACGCAUUCACACAAGAGAGAAACCAUUUACAUGUGAAGUGUGUGACAAUUCAUUCUCGGAGUCAUCAACUCUUCGCAAACACCAACGCGUUCACACGGGGGAGAGACCUUUUGUGUGCGAGAUGUGCGACAAAUCAUUCUCACAGUCAUCAACCCUUCAUAGGCACCAGCGCAUUCACACUGGGGAAAAACCAUUCACAUGUGACGUGUGUGACAAAUCCUUCUCAAAUUCAUCACAUCUCCGCAGGCACCAACCUGUACACACUGGUGACAAACCAUUCACAUGCAAUGUGUGUGAUAAAUCCUUCUCAGAUUCAUCAAGUGUCCUACUCCAUCAGAGGAUUCACACAGGGGAAAAACCAUUUACAUGUGACAUGUGCAACAAAUCAUUCUCAGUUGUGUCUUCCCUUUGUAAGCACCAACGUGUUCACACAGGGGAAAAACCUUUCACUUGUGAGGUUUGUGAGAUGGGUUUUACUCGAUCCUCUGAUCUCCUGAGGCACCAGAGGAUUCACACAGGGGAGAAACCUUUCCAGUGUGAGGUGUGUGACCGGGCCUUUGCACAUUCAUCGACACUAAUGAAUCACCGGCUUAUCCAUACGGGGGAGAAACCAUUCAAGUGUGAGGUUUGUGACCAGGCUUUCACACGGUUAUCAACUCUGAUGAAUCAUCGAUUCACCCACACGGGGGAGAAACCAUUCAAGUGUGAGGUGUGCGAGCAAGCCUUUACCUGGCCAACAACGCUCAUGAAACACCGACGUGUUCAUACUGGAGAGAAACCAUUCAAGUGCGAGGUGUGUGACAAAAACUUUGCGCAGUCAUCAGCUUUGGUGGAUCACCGACACAUUCACACAGGGGAGAGACCUUUCAUGUGCGAGGUUUGCACCAAAUCAUUCUCACAGUUGUCAUCCCUCCGCGUACAUCAACGCAUUCACACAAGGGAGAAGCCAUUCAAGUGUGAGGUGUGUGACAAAUCCUUUUUACAUUCUUCUCAUUUUCGUAUACACCUGCGCGUUCAUGCAGGGGAGAAACCAUUCAAUUGCGAGGUGUGUGACAAAUCAUUCUCACAUUCAUCGACCCUCCGUGCACAUCAACGCAUUCACACAGGGGAGAAGCCAUUCAGGUGCGAGGUUUGUAUGAAGGCUUUCAGCUACUCCUCAAAUCUGCUGAGGCAUCAGCGGAUUCACACAGGGGAAAAACGCUUCAAGUGUGAGAUGUGCGACCGAGCAUUCACACAUGCAGCAACGCUUGUAAAUCACCGACGUGUGCACACUGGGGAGAAGCCAUUCACGUGUGAGGUGUGCAAUGAGGGCUUUGCGGGAUCGUCAGGCCUGGUGAAUCACCAGCGCAUUCACACGGGGGAGAAACCGUUCACUUGUGAGGUGUGUGGCAAAUCGUUCUCACGGACGUCGACUCUUCGUGAACACCAACGCAUUCACACAGGGGAGAAGCCAUUCAUGUGCAAGGUGUGUGAGAAAACAUUCUCAAACUCAUCUCACUUUCGUGUGCAUCAACGCAUUCACACGGGGGAGAAACCCUUCACCUGCGAGGUGUGUGACAAAGCUUACAGAACCUCAUCGAACCUCCUAAUUCAUCAGAGGAUCCACAUUGGGGAGCAACCCUUCAAGUGAAUAAUUUAUGAUAAAACUUUUAUUUCAAACCUCCAGGGAUACCAGGGCUGCAUGCUGGAAAGAAAUCAUCCAGAUGUGACUUGUGUGACAGGCCUCUCACAGUCUUCUGGUUUCAUCUGGUCCACCAGUGCACUCAUAUUAGAAGAGACCCUAUCGUUGUGGGUUCUGUGAUAAAGUCUUCACACUGUUAUUUCACCUCCUGAACAUCAGUGAACCCACACAAGAGGUAGACCCUUCCAAUGUGACAUGUGCCGGGAUUGAUUCACCGUUUCCUGUCACUGUACACCUACGUCUCACUGUGUUGUUUACCGUCCAGCGCUCACACAGGGGGAGCUGUCGUUCCAAAGCACUGUCUUUCUCAGCAGGGUCUGUCUUAAACCUCUGCCACCAUCAGGCUAAUCAUUUCAAGAAAGUCAAUUUCACAUUUGACCAGAUCUCCAAAUAUCAUCAGAAGAAGACAACAAUAUGUGUAGAAGCUCCUGCAUAAACUCAGCUUCCUUUCAGUUCAGAUCAGGUACAAGUCACUCACUGAUUCUCACUCUGACGAAGAAGACAAUCAGAUACUCAGUGGUUAGAAAGCCUUCAGCUUCUGAUUGACCAGCAUAAGCAGCUGGGGGAGGAUCUAUUCCUGGGGAAGUAAUGGUGAUACUUCAAUUAGCCCCAAUGUCUCAACUUUGCUGAAGUGGAGAAUCAACCAAGAAUCCCAUUUCUCAUCAGUGAGCUGAGAUGGGAAGUCUGGAAGCUGGACUGUAGGAUGUACCUCAACUGUGACAGUGUCAGCUGUCUCACAACAUUCACAGUCUGUCUCUCCACAUGCCGUGCGGCCACUUCACCAGAGUACUAGCAGCUGGUCAAUGCCCACAGUUUGUAGAGUACAGUCUUCUUCCUCCUGGACUUCAGGCCUUGUGAUGUCAUUGUGCUGCAUGAAUGUUCAUCGUGAAUCGGACAAGUCAAUGAUCUGUCCGUCAGUACCAGUUCCCCAAUGGAUCGAGUGAUAUUGACAGCACUUAGAACUUUGACUUGGGUUUAGAUUUUCCGGUGAAACCUCUGACUUGGUCUUUAUUACCAGAAAAAUCCAAGCAAAAUGUCAAAGACUGCAUCAGAAAUUUUCCAAUGCAUUCAUUGAUCUGACCAGAGUAUCUGAUUCAGUAAAUCAUGGGGCUCUGUGGUUCUGUGCUCCAAUGAUUUGGCUGUCCAAGAAACUUCAUCAGAAUUGUAGGUAGAAUUGGGCUUUUAGACUUAACUGCAUUGAUUAACAUAUCUGGUCAUAGGCGGUAGUCAGUUUUAUUUCAUGCACCUGUACAAAGAGAAGUCAAUUGUGAUAAAUUCAAAAUCUUCAUUGAUAUCUGCAUGCAUUAAUUAAGUUACAUUAUUGAUUAGUCAAGUUUUGAUAAGGUGGAGGUUUGAACAUUUGGUUUGGAAAUUUUGUAAUGCAGACACAAAGGGACAAUUUUAGACCCCAAACUCCCAGUUGCUUGUGAUUUUAAUUCUGCAUCUUGAUUUCAUUCCGACCUCUGCCAGCUGUGGAAUUCCAGUAAAAUUCAACACCUUGAACACUGUCUCUGUACCUUAGCAGCUACUUCUCUCAAAAGACUGCCAUUUGAUAGAAGAUCGAACAACUUCUGGAGAGCUCCCCCUGAAAGAGUACAAAGUUUAUAAACAAAAAAUGCAAAGAUGUAACACAUUUGAAAGAGGAAUAUUGGCUGCAGUCCUUUGCAAGCCAAUUUGCAGGUCCUAGUGUGCAGAACAGUUGUCAUCAUCUUCCUAUGUAACAGUAUCACAUAACAUUAGAGAACAUCACUAGAGAAAUUCUAUUAGCAAAGCAGUAGCAUUCCAUUAGCGUUCUUAAAAUUCAAUUGGAGGACCAUUGAACACGCACUGUUGCCCUUCUUGAAGCCAUGUCCACAAACAUUCAGACAGAAUUAAUGCAAAAUCAACUUGGAUGGAGUGUAGGUCAGUUCUGGCUGGAAACGAUCUCCUGCCCAGGUCCCAUGAAGCUUUUCCUGAGGAGCAGCAGCAUUGACCUUAAUGACUAGGAGGAUCUUGCUACCAAUUGCUCAGAAUGGUGACAACUUGUCCAUCAAACUGCAUCACACCUUCAUGAUGAAGGACAGUCACAGCCGAGAAGGAAAGAAAAGGAAGAAAAUCUUGCUCCCUGGAUCUCACUUCCCACGGGAUGUCCUGCCCUGUGUGCCCUAAGAUCUGCAAGUUGAGAAUCAGUCACAUGAAGGCCCACCGUUGGCAGAACCUCAAUGAACCUGUGGAGGCAUCAGCUUUCAACUGACUGUCAGCUGAUGAGGUGGAGGGGAUAACUGAAAGUUCAGCCAAAGAGGUGGGAUUUAAGAAGAGUGUGAAAUAAGAGGAGAGAGAGAGAAAGAUGCAGAGAGAUUAAAGGCAGAAAUUCAGGACCAUGAGAUUCUGGACACAGCCACCAAUGGGCAACUGAAGAAAGUGGGACAGACGCAUUAGAGAUUAGAUUUGGAGGAGCAGUGAUCUUGGAGGGAGAUGAGGUGGAAGUGAUGGAGAGGGAGGGUGUGAGGCCAUGAAGAAAUUUGUACUGGGGCCUGAGAAUUUUUAAUUGGAGGCACCAGGGACUGGAAGGUGUAGGUCAGUGAGCACAGGGAUGUUAGGUGUGAGAGUUAGGAGAAAGAAUUCAGUGUUUUAGCUGAGAUGAAGGUUAUGGAGGGUAGAAGAUGGGAGGCUGGACAGGACAGCAUUGGAAUGGUAUAGUCCAGCCUAGAAACAACAACAGCUUGGAUAAGGAUUCAACAGCGAGUGGCCUAAUGCGGGUGUGAGAAGUGUUGGAAAUGGGUGAUAUUACAGAGGGGAAAUAGGCAUUCUUUGUGAUGGAGUCAUUUCAUUUUGACUUGAAUGGCUUGAUUAAUCAUCUUGGACACCUAAAUUAGAUUACCUCAUAAUUUUCUACAUUCAAAGGAAUACAAGCUCAGUCUGCACAACCUGUUCUCAUAAAUUAACCCUAUUAUCCCCAGGAACAUUCUGGUGUAUCUACACUGCACUCCCUCCAAGGCCAAUAUAUCCUUCCCGAGGUAUGGUGCCCAGAACUGUACAUAGUUCUCCAGGUAGGUUCUAAACAGCUGGAGCACAACUUCCACAAGGAUGUGGGUUUCCUGGAGUAAUAAGUAAUUUUAACAGAGGAAAGCAGGACCACUGGUGUUUGAUGUGGUCCAACCAGAUUUGGAGAUGAAUGGAUAAAACAGUUGUGAAUCAGAUACACUCUAAUCUUCACUUCUUGAACUUGAGAAGCAGGGAGGUUGACCCGGAAGGGAGUAAAGGGAAUUUUGGGAACAAGGGUGGAGAAGAUGUAUAUGAGGGAGUGUUAAAUCUGAUUGACACCUAUAGAGACAUUGUGGCGAACGGGGGACCAAAGGGCAGGGAGUUGGGAGUUAGAAAGCACUGUCCAACUCACCUGGGGAAGAGUUACCUAGCAGGGUGAUGAAAAGUUUGCAAUCAUAUCCACAUCCACAACCUCAGCUACAAAUCUUUUUGAAAACUUUAAACACCUAUGGGCGCAACACCCUCAAACUAGCCCACAGAGGAGAAACAAAUGCCAUCCAUCUGAGUGUGACUCACAAACAAUUGUACUUCCUGCACAAAUGCCUCAGAAAGCAGGUACUACCACAAAGCUUAAAAUAUAAACCACCUAUCAACAAUCCACAGGCAGAGAAGACAGCUCCACAGAAUGGACACAGAUUGAUAGGGGUUAAGAUCAAUGAUGCCCACAACCACCUCCACAAAUACAAGCUGUGUUCCAAAAAACUACUCCAAUGUGAGCAACCAGGUAUGCACAUGCAUUCUAGAGCAAGCCAUCAGCAUACAACAACAAGAGACCAGAACAAAGAAUAGCCCUACAAGAAAAACUGUUCAAAAUCACUCACAAUAAUGACAUGGACAACACAGAUUUAUGGAUUUAAAACAUCUCAGGCCGCAAACUUAUGGACAGGGAGAAGACCAGCCUGGUACACGGACUGAAUUAUAGCUACAAAAGACUGACUUCCUGACUGAAGAAGAGUCUAGGCCCAAAAUCAGCCUUUCCUGCUCCUCUGAUGCUGCUUGGCCUGCUGUGUUCAUCCAGCUCUACACCUUGUUAUCUCUCACUUCCUGGCUGCACUGGAUUCAAUACUAAGGAGCAACGGACUCACGGAAGAAGUACAACAAAUCAUCAGACAGACGAUAGUCCCAAACUGAGUAAAGAAAGGGAAAUGGAACACGUUCAACACAGAAGAGAGGAAAACCCUGGAAAGACUCAAGAAAGACAGGAACAUUGUAAUCCUACCAGCAGACAAAUGACAAUGGAACCCAGUACAUUGAGAAAGCUAACACACCGCUAACAGAUACCAACACCUAUCAACAGAUGGCGAUGGACCCGACACCAUUGUUAGGGAAUCGGAUACACUGACCCUGAGGAAAUUACACAACUCAGGAGACAUCAGCAAGACAGACUACCAAAAAAUGAAGUCCAAGAGAUCCAACACACUCUGCUUCUAUGGACUCCCCAAGAUCCACAAACCAGGAGUCCCCCUCAGACCCAUUGUCUCACUGCCAGGCACACCAACAUAUAGACUUGCCAAAGAACUUCAACAGAAAUUGAAAUACUUAGUUGACAAGAUUACCCAUUCCAUCCACUCAUCCCAAGAAUUGCUCAACAUCAUCAAGGUCACCAGGAUAGAAGAGGACGAGAUAAUAAUAUCCAUUGGUGUAGCAGUACUAUUUACCUCCUCAAACAUCAGUCUAGCCAAAGAGACAAUUGCCACACUGCUGGACAAAUGAAGUAGGCAGGCACCCCAGGACACCAACAACAUCAAUAAGGACACUACCACGAAACUACUAGAUAUGUGACUCACAAUUCACUUCAUCUUCAAUGAUGGCAUAGACAAACAAAUGAACAGAACACCAAUGGGAUCCCCAAUAUCAGGACUGAUUGCAGAAGCAGAAAUGCAAAGGUUAGAACAGCCAGUACUUCCCACAGUACAACCCAGACUCUGGGUCCGAUAUGUAGAUGACACUUUUGUGAUUAUCAAAUGCACAAAACUAAAAGAAACCCACUGACAGAUAAACAACUUCCUUACUGGGAUAAAAUUCACAAAAGAAGAGACCAACAACCAAGUACCCUUCCUGGGCGUAAUGUUAGAACACAAAAACAACGGGGAGCUGCAGACCAGCGUAUAUAGAAAGACGACACAUACAAACCCAAUACUCAAUUACACCAACAACUAGCCCAAUGCCCACAAACGGAGCUGCAUCAGGACACUAUUUAAAUGAGCCACAACAAAUUGCAGCAACCCAAAACUAGGCAAAGCAAAACAGGAGAACCUAUACAGAGUCUUCAAAAGGAAUGGAUUCCCAAAAAACACAAUUUGCUGUUACUGCCAAGACAACACAAACAGGAAGACUUAAUAUGAUCAGAUUCACUAAUCACCCUACUGUACACCAGGGACAUAUCAGAGAUGACCACAAGACCUCUCAGCUCCCUCGGUAUCAGGGUAGCCCACAAACCAAUAACGACCCUAUGACUGUUACUGACAAAUGUAAAGGAUCCCAUACCCAAAACCAGCAAAACUAAUGUAAUACACAAAAUACCAUGCAAAGGACUGUGAGAAACACCUCAUAGGCCAAAGUGGAAGAAAGCUGACAAUACAGAUACACGAACACCAACUAGCCACCAAAAGAUACAACCAAUUCUCACAUGUCUCACAACACACGGACAAAAAGGAACACAAAUUUGACUGGGACAACACAUCCAUAAUUGGAUAAGCCAAACAGAGACAUGCCAGGGAAUUCCUGGAGGCUUGGUAUUCUAACCAGAACUCCAUCAACAAAUGCAUUGAAUCAGACCCUGUGUAUAAACCACUGAGAAACAGAACUGAAAGUGGUACGAAACACCCCAACAAACUGAGGCAUAUAAAUGACAAGUGGGACAGAACACCGACAUUUCACAGGAGGUGCACCAACGAUGUUCUCUAGCAGGGUGACAAAAUAUUUGCAACCAAACCCACCAGUUUGGUGAGCGUACCUACAUCAUGGGUUGGACUGGACAGUAUAGCACUAAUAUUCUUAGAUUUUCAAUUGUGUCUGUAAAGCUGAACCAGGAUAUACUGAUUCAGACCUCCAGCUGUUGUUUCAGUUCAAUCUAUAAAGACUUUGUGGAUUGUUUCCAAAGAUCCUGGAAUCUAUGUCAUAAAAGAAUAGAGUGUUUAUCAUUUGUCUAUCUUAAUUUCCAUUGUUCAUAAACAUGUUUGUUUUAUGAUUAAAACAAA